This is a messenger RNA of Aspergillus nomiae NRRL 13137, 8373 nucleotides long. RefSeq names its product glycosyltransferase family 4 protein. The transcript is spliced from 9 exons. Lineage: Eukaryota; Fungi; Ascomycota; Eurotiomycetes; Eurotiales; Aspergillaceae. The record is from RefSeq and is a predicted model, not a curated record. Bases 1 to 8373 code for a protein of 2790 amino acids. Gene Ontology annotation, molecular function: glycosyltransferase activity.
AUGGGCGCAAACUACUUGGGCCUAGAUGCGGUAGGAUGGCAUGCAAUGGUGAAGACCUGGUGGUCUCAGGUUCUCGCCGCUUGUUUGCUGGCUACCAUUGUAAUUGGGGGCCUAUAUAUUCUCUUCCUUGUCGGAAGGCACAUCCGCAAGACUUGGCGUAAAAGGGAUCAGCUAUCCGAGGUACCCACGGUUAUUUCGCGGUGUCUCGAUCGCCUAUCAAAAGAGGCACAGCCACUCUCGACCGAGAGAUAUGCAGGAAAAGAGCUUCAAUCAUUCGGCGUCUUCCUCGGCAGUCUAUCGAACCCACCAACUCCUGAUCAGACGCAGUUGCUGCAACAGUGGGAUAUCACUGUUCUCGACCCUGCGCAAGAGGGUGUUCUGAGUUCUCUAUCAGGCCAGCCGACAGCUUCCUAUACCUUAGGACGACUGGAAGUGCGGGCGCUGGCGAACUCCGAGCGCGCUUCGGAUAACGAUGAGGUGAUUCAGGCUUUGGAGGCUGUUGCCCAGGCAUUGCAAACAAAUUUCAAGCAGUCCCAGGGUGCACAGUCGCCAUUCAAUGGAGUUCUUCUUGCUGAUUUUCUCGCCCACUUCCAACCCGUGGUAUUGAACAGAUUGGUAAACUAUAUAAACCAGCUCGGGCUCGAUGUCUGGCUCGAGCUUUCGCCACCAGCUUAUAUUACCGAACAACAAUGUCGCGAGAUUGAUAUGCUGCCCAUCAGGGGCUUUAUUUAUCGUAACGCCACUAUCUCGCCUGAUGGUAGCAGCCGCAACUACUUCCAGAUGACUGAAAUGCGAACAGCUAUGCGCGCUAUCGCCUCUCAAAAAUCUAUGGGUGGCACCACGGUCGCGAUGUGGGAGACGAUCGACAAUGGAGCAGAGUUACCGCACGAUGUUAUUCACCGGACAUUCAAAUGGUGCAACUACAGGAGUGCAAUGUGCUGGAUUGCGCCGCGUGACGCAUUGACCGACGCGACGAUUGCGACUGCAAAGACUAUAACUGAGGAGCCGCUCGGGGCCCUGAUGUGGAUGAAGGGCAACGAGGUCACCGAAGCGCAUAAUGUGUGGAGGUCUAACGGAAAGGUCUGCCAAAACCCCUGCGAUCAUGACUCUCUGUACGAGUCUUUACAUUCCUUCAUACCCGAUCUGCCGGCAAAACUAUCGUUGUCGCCGGCCUGGGAACUUCCAGCCGAUAGUCAAGAGACAGUAAUCGACGAGCUCUAUUGGCCAUCGCAGCAGGAAUCCACAACGAACCCUUUCUCUGUUUCUCCCGCUGGAGCCGACUAUACGGGGCUGGGAUGCUUCCAACUCGGACUCGACUGCACAUCUCGAGACAUUACCGAUUUAGUUGAUGCCCAGCGACAUGUCAGAGAUCUUGGUCUCCUUGAACGUGUCAAGCUAGAGGAACUCCACGGUAUCGCUGGACAAUUGCGUGCUCUCCAAAAAGCAACGACGACACCUUCCCAGGUGUUCAACGCUGUGAAAGAAUUGCUUAGUAUUCUCAGCUCUUGCAAUGGUAGUGAAACUGAUACCCUCAAAGUCUAUGUGGGAUUACAUUCAGGAUUUCGCACGCGCCUGGAAACACAGGUCUGGGGUUUGUAUGAUGUCGAUACCGCUUCCGGUACUCUCAACCUCAAUGUCUAUCUCUCGGCGAAGGUACAGGACCGUACUAGCACCCUCCUACACACUUUCAUGUCCAGUAGGGGAUACUCGAGGUUUGAAUGUCUGAUGGCCGAGGUCGCGCUAGCAACACAGACCGGAAGUUUGUCAGAGACCUGGGGAUUGCCACCACGCAUUAUGCACGACAUCGAACAACUUACACCUGCUGAGGCAAUCUUAUUUCUGCGCCGUGUUACAACUUCUGAAUGUUCGAAGUCUUCGUCAUUGUCUCAGAAAGUACGCGCUUUUUGUGAAUACCAACUCGUGGAGGCUCCGUCUCUGGCCCAGCUCAGAGCUUUGAGCUCUACUGCGUAUCUGGGCGGCGAGAUAUCCGCUGAGGACCUUGUUCAUUCACGGCUUGCAUGGUAUCGGGAACAAGGAUGCUGGUGCCCUGAUUCUACGGUCGCUGUAGCUCUUUUCAAGGAGGUCGAUGCCCGGCUACCGGCAAUCCUUAUCAAUGGGGAGCUUCAGAUUCUGACCCAGCUCGCUACCGUCGCUCAUACCGUUUUGCGAACGGAUCAAAUCGAUGCUGCUGCCGACUUGUUUGCUUUGUCCGUCUUUUGUGCAUUCCGCAAGCUCGCCCUCAAUGAAGUCUACCUGGAAGUCCUCGACCGGAACCCCUUGCCCAACAAUGACAUGCUUCAGGCCUCUUGUUUCGCAGAGAUGUACGCGGUGGGUGCACGCUGCGAUAUGUACUUCGAUAUGGCCCCGAUACUUCUCGGAAAGAUCCUCGCCACCCGGUACCGUGCAUACUACGAUGUCCACCAACCCCCUCGCCGGGACGAUAUGUUCACUGAGCUCCCAACAGCGUAUUCAUCCAUGGACAUUGACUUAGAUCCGAAGGGUGAGCAAGAAAGACCAUCGGUAUUCUAUCAAUUCACAUUCCUGGGCAUCUUCGCCGUUCCAGCCCUAAUCGAUAUCGUCAUGCUCACGACCGUCGGCCGAGGUCUUUACCUUACCACAUUCAUGAGUAACAUUGAUAAGUCGUUGGCGACACUCGCAUUGAUGAUCGCUCUUAUCCUCUGUGGUGGAUUCGGCGGCUGGAUCAGUUCUGGAGGAAACUACUACCUUAACGCCAUGGCUUUCCCGGCCAUGAGUAUGUUCGUGCUUACCCGAUUUGUGGCCGGACUGGCAGUUGCCUUCGUUGGUGGUAUCUUUGCAAUGAUCGGCAUUGGUGUCAUCAGUGGAUUUGAGCACGGUGUCGUCUUCUUUUUGUACUUCGUGAUGCUGUCCACCUUCCUCAUGACUCUCUCUGCACUCUCGGUAUACCAGAUUCCGGGAUUCCAGUUCCAAUCGGGAAGAAAUAUCAUCAUGAUGUGCAUUCCAAUCCUGUUCAUCUCGCCGAUUAUCACGAUCUGGGUCCCUCACGACACCUGGGUUUAUAUUCCGUUCCUAUGGCUAUUCUUAAUAUGUCUUUUGAUCGGUGCUCGUAUAAACAUUGCUCAGUGGAAUACAUGGUACCUCAACAUACCUCGCAUUACGGACAGUGAUGUCGUCAAUUGGUACCUCGAGACAAGGCCAGGCGACAGUCUGCCAGCGGAUGUGAAAGAUAUUGGCACCACCCCAAUCCCACGACAAGCGCUCCAAGAAAGUGUCGAGAAGGAACGGAACCGCCACUUCUGGUCCAGGUCGACUGCGGACCCCUUAGUCCGGAAGUUGGCCGAUGGAUAUUCUGCGACAAUGUUCCUUCUCGUAUGGUACUGCAGAUACUCGAGAACCAAGCUGCCACGGCCUUACAGCCCGACUUGGAACCUUCAAUUGAAAGCAUCUGUCGACACCAUGAGCGACAUGCAGAGGGGUGUCAAGCUCCACAACGCCUUUCUCCACUGGCGUCACACCGGCGGUGACGUGUGGUGCGGCAUCCUGUACUUCAUCCUCGCUCUGGUCGACAAGUGGACCGCACUGCUGACAGGGCAGUCGGUUGUGGGUUUGUCCAACGUGUCUAGCAUGAAAUAUCGGCUUGCUACCGGCUUUGGUUUGGCUUACUACCUCAUGGGCGCAGUCAUCCUUGAUGCUGUGUCGCAGCCACUGUGGACAUUGGCCAAUAAAACCACCUCCCGUGCCAUUGCCUCUCUGGAGUCCCUCCAAGAGGCCAAGCUAGACAAUAUCCGGGCACGACGAGCACUGUAUUGGAAGUCACUUGCAAAGUUCUUCUUCCUCCAUAUUUGGGGCGCUGCCAUCUCACUGGCCCUCAUGUGGGCUUUCGAAGCUACUAGCGAUGCUACCAUCAUGUACUUGGCCUAUGUUGGAUCAUACUCUGGUCUACUCUGGUAUCAGUACAACAAGGUAUUCACAGGGCUUCGUGCGGUCAUACCCCUCGCCAUAGGCACGGUUAUUGGCUUCAUUUUGGGUAUUCUCCUUCAUGUCUAUGUACCAGCUUUCGCAUACAGCAGUGUCAUCAGUUUGGCUUCAGGAACAUGGUCCGCUGCUUUGAUCUCGUUAUACAUGACCGACAUAUGGAUGCCGCUCUCGAAAAAGGAGACAAACACGCAGCCGACUUCCAAAGGUGAACUGCCCUUUUAUACCUGCAGCGCUCUCAACCCUCGCCCCGACAUUUCUCAGACAACGUUAAGCCAAACGUUUGACAGUAUUUCCGCCUUGCCAGCCGACGUGCGAUACAAACUCCAGCCGUCGGAGCAUCCAGGCGUCGAAGUCAUGCAAAUCCUUCAGUCCCAGUGCAGUUCUCAAAAGUCAGGUCGUGUCGAAGCAGCGUUUCGGCUAGCAGGAGGGCUUGUAAGUCUAACAGCAGAGCUCUGGCAGCGGGGCGAAACCACUAUCGAAUUAGUGUCCGCUGGUCACCUUCUCCAAAAUGACCACAAGAUCAGGGCAAUCAGUCGCAGCACCGCCAGUGGGUUACAUAUCUUUGUUGUCAUCGGUCCUGAUCUUGUCGGGAAUGAAUGGGUGUCGGGCAUUCGCCGGAACUGCAGAAUGAUCGCCGAGGCGAUGGUUCAGGCUACUGCUGAAUGUAAAUCGGGUAUAUCGCAUAACCAGGCUCUGGUAGCAGAGCUACUAGUUGCAGACGACAGAGAUGGUGAACAAGUUCCCGUACCAGAAGGUGUCAAGCGCCAGCUGGAGACUUAUACAGAGGAGCGUAUGCGAGCUGUCGGCUAUUGGCAAAGGACUUUACUCCGUCAUCUACUCCUCGGCUUGGAGUGCGACCUCGAGUGGGAUAAACUGCCCAAAGAUGUCCGGUCCUUCCUCUUGAAAAGAUGCUGCGGGCAGUCCUGCCGCCUUUCUUCCACACAAAUGGAUUGGAUCCGGUCAAGGUUCACUGCAAACGAGUCUCUGGGUAUUGAAGAAUUCAUUUCGCGAUGCAAUCUUGGGGCCGAAUUAGCUGUUUCUGUGACCUCUUUCACUGAGACUCUGCCACCGAACCAGGAUCUCCAGCAUGCCUUCCUAGACUCAUGGUCGGUGGGUGCCCAGCUCCCAGCAAGCCCGAACCUGUCAGAUCUAGGGUUUGUUGGAACAGUCAAGCUUGUACUGUCUCGACUCCAUGAGAAAAUCAAAACAUGCAUCAAGUUCACCGUGAUCUCUCUCGUUGCGGAUCCGGAAUACCAACGGGAGCUGAAAUACAUCCUUCGUGGACAACCUUUGAUUUUUGCCUGGCCGGCAACCCUAAUUCUUAAUACGGUCUGGACGAUCUGUAAAGCUCUUCAGCGGUUUAUCCUUCCUUUGGUUUUGCUACACGGUCGUGAGAAGGUCUCCACCCUCUAUAAGAAUAUGAAAGGCAGAAAGACGGUUAUUGAGAGCAACCGCGUCAUAACUGAGAGCUUGACCGGUCCUUCGACAGGUUUCCUCGAGACUCUACCGGAUGGUACCUUGCGACUCUACCAGUACUCUGGGCGACACGAGGAGAAACCAAGUGACAAUAAGCAACUGAGGGCCAUCAACACUUACAAGGACAAGCUCAUUCUCGAGAAGAGGGAAGAAUAUCACAAUGGGUCCCUGACCAACGAAUUUGUCUACGAUUAUACGUCGGUCAAUGAUGGUCGAAACGCAAACUUGCCAUCAAGACGUCAAUGCAUCAGCGGCGUCCUCAACGGGCAAAUCGUUCAGUAUGAUAAAAGAGGCCACAUCAUGUCUGGGUCAACCAUGCGAAACGGAGACCCGGUGUCGUUUGAAUUCUCGUAUCGGAAGCAUGCCAAGUUUGAUGAUGAGCUACUGCGAGCCGAGUUCGUUUCCGGACAUAACAAAAUCCAGGUUGCCUGGUGCAUGCCGCCUCAGACUCGUCCGGACAAAUUGAACAAAUGGAUCCCUUAUCCUCGUGUCACGGAGGCCACGUUCACGAAAGAAUCCGACGUUUACAAUGCGAAAUGGACAUAUGAUCACAAGUUCCAUCCCAUCAUUUCCACCACUCUCAACGGCGAGUGUUCGCCAACACCGCCCAUGAUCGAGAACGACUGGUACAAUGUUUUGCAGAAGCCGAAGAACUGCAGCUUCCUGGAUGAUAACCCGCUCUUCUCAUUCUCUUCUAUCAAAGCCGGGUUUGUACCGCGCAUGUUAGGUUUUAAUGUCAAGCGGUAUCCCAUUCCCACCUCGCUCGCCAGAGAACAUCUAUGGAAAUCUUGGAAAAGCGGAAAGGAAUUCGACGCGGCUACCACGAGAUGGAUGGACGAACUUCUCUUGAGGUCUGAUCGAGUACUCAAGCCUUACUGGAGACGCAGAGAUUUUGGCAGACUCGAGGCUGCUGGGAAGUACCUCGAUUCCUUUGGAGACACCGUACUUGCGAGGGUUGACAUGAAUCCGGAAGUCAGCUCCUGGACAUGGCUCGCUUUCAAGAUGAGCGACUUGUAUAGUUUCGGACAGGGCGGUGAUGCGCGUAUCAACACGAGAACGCUCUCUACGCAGCUACGGGAUAGCGACAGCCAACUCCAUGUUCUCGCGCUAGAUACCGCGACUUGGCCUAACGAACCCGGUGGUGUCUCUGCUUGCCGACGGGAUCUGGUCAACAACCUCAAAACUACUAGAUGGCAUAUCCUCGCUGAAGCGGCUACCGAUUUUGGUGUCCCCCGGUUUCAGAUUGAGAGAAAUGUGCAAUCGCUUGCCGUCGUGCCUCAGUGGGGUCUGGACUUCCUCAACCCUACUCACGGAGUCUUCCAGAGCUCGCUCGAUUCGGAGGUUGCGGAACGCUCAUUCGACACGCGGAAAAGUGAUAUUGAACAGAAUUUCAUUCCCAUUCUCACCAGUCUAGUCCGCUGCGCUCGUACCACUCAACAUACCCGCCAGCACAUUGAAGAAGCUACAAAAGCUUUGGUUGAUUUGAACACCUACUUCGAGUCUUCCCGGAACUGGAACGAUGUCUGGAUGAGUGACGUGGUUAAAGAUGCCUGGAGAAAGUUAUGGUUGGCCGACGAUCUUGAUGGUGUCAUACCCAUAUCCCAAUGGAGAACUGCGGAACAUCCGACGUUGGUGCAACUCGACACCGCGUUGGAUAUGUGGCAUCGCUAUCUGUUUGUCUUCUCUGUUCCUGUCCCCGAAAAGAUUCCCGAUAUUUUCCAGGCAUCACAUCAUUUCACCGGCGCCACCUAUGGUGUCCUCUGUAAGAUCAAGCGGAAGUGUGCCCUGCAUGUGUGGGAUCACUCCAUCAGCUUGAGAGAGAUGGUCACGUUCUUGUCUGGCGCCAUCUCUUUCGACUCUUCCUUCGUCAACACCACUCUUAUCCACCUGGGUCGUCUGUCCUGUGUCCUGGCUGAACAUCACGCGGACGUGGUCUUGCCGUGCGCCGCAUUUUUCAACCCCGGCUGGGAGGCAGAGUUGGGAACUUGUGAAGGUGCUCUGCAGCACCGUCGGGCAUUCGAGCGAAAGAUCGACCCGGUGGUCAACGGCAUCACUGAUAUGGAGAAAUACAAACCCAUUGAGACCAUCAAGACCGAAACGCCUACUGUGGUCAUGCUGUCCCAUAUCCGAUAUGUGAAGGAUAUCAAAACCGCCGUCAUGGCCACGGAUGUGAUUGUCAACCGAUGGGGCUUCAAGGACUAUUGCCUCCACAUUUACGGAGACAUGGAAAAGACGCCUGGCUACUCCUCGGAAUGUCAAGAGAUCAUCGCGUCCAAGGGGCUUCGCGAUCACGUGGUUCUCAAGGGUCUGGGUAACCCAUCGGUGGUGCUCCAGGAUGCUUGGCUGUUCAUGAAUUCGUCCAUUUCCGAAGGUCUGCCCUUGGCUAUGGGUGAGGCUGCAUUGACAGGAGUUCCCGUGGUCUGCACCGACGUUGGCGCGUCAUUCUGCGUUGUCACGGACAGUAAGACUGGCAAGCGGUUCAGUGAGGUCGUCGCGCCCAAUGACGCCCUGUCCCUUGCUCAAGCGCAAAUCCGAAUUCUCGCCUUGGUCGAUGAAUGGGCCCCGUUUGCCGAGGACGAGGAGGGCUACCAGCCGCCGAAGCUGUCACUGCGCCCCAGUCCCGAGGAGGUGGAGCAGAUCACGAAGAGAAUGUACGCCAAAACCGAGCAGCGACGUCGACUCGGUAUGCGCGGGCGCGAUAACGUGCUCAACAAUUUCUCCGAGCACCGGUAUCUCCGGGAACACGAACAGAUGCUCUGGAUUGGCAAGUACCAAAGCCGCAGCUUCAUUGCUCGUGAGCGGAUGGCCUCGUCGAACAGCUCGUUGGGUUUCACCAAGGAGAGAAUCCAUUCAUCGCAGCCGUCCCGAACGUGGUUGGGGAAGCUACGACGUGGACCGGGGCAACUCAGCUCUGCUGAGUCGAGCUCGGAUUCCGUUUGA